Messenger RNA from Cyanistes caeruleus (blue tit), 654 nucleotides. The record is from RefSeq and is a predicted model, not a curated record. Lineage: Eukaryota; Metazoa; Chordata; Aves; Passeriformes; Paridae.
AUGGGCCUGCACAGCCCCCGGCUGGCCACCGAGGCGUGCAGGGACGCUCCUGCGCUCCCCUGCUCCGCCGCACGCAGGGCUCGGGGGGUCUGGGUGCCACCAGGUGAUCCCUGCAGUGACCCCCCCACCACUGUGGCCUCUGCUUUGUCCACAGCACACGCUGAAGAUGUUGGAACCAGCCUCUACUUUGUGAACGACUCCCUGCAGCAGGUCACCUUCUCCAGCACAGUGGGGGUGGUGAUCCCCUGCCCGGCAGCAGGGUCACCCAGCGCCGUCCUUCGGUGGUACCUGGCCACAGGUGACGACAUCUACGAUGUGCCCCACAUCCGGCAUGUCCAUGCCAAUGGGACUUUGCAGCUCUACCCCUUCUCGCCAUCAGCCUUCAAUAGCUUUAUCCACGACAACGACUACUUCUGCACCGCAGAGAACUCGGCUGGCAAAAUCAGGAGCCCAAAUAUCCGUGUUAAAGCAGUUUUCAGGGAACCGUACACCGUUCGGGUGGAGGACCAAAGGUCGAUGCGUGGAAACGUGGCUGUUUUCAAGUGCCUCAUCCCCUCUUCAGUGCAGGAAUACGUUAGCGUUGUAUCCUGGGAGAAAGACACCGUUUCUAUCAUCCCAGGUAAGAGAUGUGCACCUGUUCUCUUGGAAAUCUGA